AUGAGCUUCCAGGCCCCACCCACACUCCUGCACCUGGCAGUACAAAGCUUAGUGAGCAAAGAGACCUUGGCCAUCUCUACUCUGCAGGACCAGCCAAUGAAGUUAUUUCCCAUACUGCUGAAGGAGGCCAACACGCAGAGAAAAUCAGAGAUGAUUAAGGCCCUGGUGACAGACUGGCCCUACCCUUGCCUUUCUGUUGGGUUGCUGAUGAAGAACCCCAGCUUGGAGAACUACCAGGCUAUGUUGGAUGGAGUAGGCACAUGGCUGCAAAGAGAGUCUCCCCCUGGAGGGCAGAAGAUUCAAGUGGUUGACUUGAGGAAUGUGUUCCAUGAUUUCUGGAAUGCGUGGACUGGAGGAGAUGGUGGAAACCACUCAACAGAAACUUUGCCUAAGGAGCUAGUAAUGGAGGGCCUUCCUCAACGCACACUGAGGAGGCAGCGUUUGACGGUUUUCACUGAUCUUUGCCUACCUCCAGAUAAAUACCAAAAACAUUUAUUGAAAUGGGCAGAGAAUAUAAGUGGUUCUCUGAAAUUGUGCUGUGUGAGUCUGAUGAUUGGUACAGAAGAAGGUGGCCCUGUCAAGAAGGUCUUCCAAAUUUUACAGCUGCAGUUCAUCAAGGAGUUGGAACUGAAUACAGUGGGUGAUCUCUCCAUACUGGCCAGUUUUGUACCUUUCAUCAAGAAGAUGAGAAAUCUUCACAAAAUCCUGCUAGUCCGUGUCUUCCCAGACCACACCCACGCUCCUGCAACUGACAGGGAUGAGAUGUAUGUCCGCAAGAUCAUUUCUCUGUUCUCCAAACUCAACCGUCUCAAGCAUGUCACCAUAGAUGAUGUCUAUUUCCUCAAUGACCACAUGAAACAGUUGCUUAGGUGCCUGAAGACCCCGUUGGAGUCCCUGUCCAUCUCUUUCUGCAAUUUCUCACAGUCAGACUUGGAGUCCUUUGCCCAGUGGGGUCAUUGUCAGCUUAAACAUUUGUACCUGAGAGGUGUCAAUUUAAGUGAUUUGAAUUUCAUGCCUCUCACAGUUUUCUUACAGAGUGUUGCAGACACUCUGCUGACCCUGGAAUUGGAAGAUUGUAGGAUGAAGGACCCUGACCUCAGGCUCCUUCUCCCUGCCCUGAGCCAAUGCUCCCUGCUGACAAGCAUCAAUCUCUACGACAAUGAAAUCUCCACCAAUGCCCUGAAAGACCUUCUGUACCACACUGCCAACCUAAGCCAGCUGACCAAGGAGCUGUACCCUGCUCCUAAAGAAGUCUAUGAUCACUCUGGUUAUGUCAAGGUAGUGGAAUUUUCCCAAUGUUGUGCUGAGCUGAAGAGCACACUUGUCAAUGUACGGCAGCUCAGGUCAAUCUGCUUUGGUAGCAAUCCCUGUUUAGACUGUG
This is a messenger RNA of Onychomys torridus (southern grasshopper mouse), 1381 nucleotides long. RefSeq names its product preferentially expressed antigen in melanoma-like protein 7. The annotation marks the transcript as partial. The transcript is spliced from 3 exons. NCBI's taxonomy places the organism in Eukaryota, Metazoa, Chordata, Mammalia, Rodentia, Cricetidae. Gene Ontology annotation, biological process: negative regulation of apoptotic process; positive regulation of cell population proliferation; negative regulation of DNA-templated transcription. The record is from RefSeq and is a predicted model, not a curated record. Gene Ontology annotation, cellular component: cytoplasm.